Molecule: messenger RNA, 1809 nt
Organism: Quercus robur (English oak)
Lineage: Eukaryota; Viridiplantae; Streptophyta; Magnoliopsida; Fagales; Fagaceae
Product: histone deacetylase 8
Exons: 4
Coding region: 213-1355 (380 amino acids)
Source: RefSeq, a predicted model, not a curated record
CCUCAUCGUACUGCAACAAGUGUAGAGUACGAACAACAACCAAAAAAAAAAAAAAAAAAGUAGAGUACUGUAGUGUUGAGUGUAGUUUGUAUUGUCACCCUCAUCAGAGUCAGAGAGAGCACGGCAGAAAGAACCGAAGGAGGUUCCAAAAUCCUCUAAUACUACUCCCUCCCAAACUGACAACUCUAACAAUAAUACCUUCCAAUUCUAUCAUGCCUACUUCUCCAACUCCAAUGGACCCCAUAGACGUGUUCUGGCACGAGGGGAUGCUUAAACACGAAACUGGCACAGGCGUUUUCGACAGUGGCAUGGAUCCUGGGUUUCUUGACGUCUUAGAAAAGCACCCAGAGAACUCAGACAGGGUCAAGAACAUGCUUUCCAUUCUCAAACGGGGCCCCAUCUCUCCUUACAUCUCUUGGCAUCCUGGCACACCUGCUCUCGUCCCUCAAUUGCUCUCCUUCCACACUCAAGAAUACAUAAAUGAACUAAUUGAAGCAGAUAGGAAUGGAGGAAAGAUGCUUUGUACCGGAACAUUCUUGAACCCUGGAUCAUGGGAUGCCGCGCUUCUUGCUGCUGGUACUACUCUAUCAGCAAUGAAGCAUAUACUCGAUGGCUGUGGCAAAAUUGCGUAUGCAUUGGUUAGGCCUCCAGGUCACCAUGCUCAGCCUACUCAAGCUGAUGGGUACUGCUUCCUUAAUAAUGCGGGUCUUGCUGUUCAGUUGGCUUUGGAUUCUGGGUGUCAAAAGGUUGCAGUUAUUGACAUUGAUGUUCAUUAUGGCAAUGGAACAGCAGAGGGGUUCUAUAGGUCAAAUAAAGUUCUUACCAUCUCCCUUCAUAUGAAUCAUGGGACUUGGGGUCCAUCUCAUCCGCAGAAUGGAUCUGUUGAUGAAGUUGGUGAAGGAGAAGGGUUUGGGUAUAAUAUGAAUAUACCUCUACCAAAUGGCACUGGUGAUAGGGGGUAUGUGUAUGCCAUGACCGAGUUGGUCCUUCCAGCAGUUGAAAAGUUUGAGCCUGAUAUGAUAGUUUGGGUUGUUGGCCAAGAUUCAAGUGCUUUUGAUCCAAAUGGAAGGCAAUGCUUGACGAUGAAUGGUUAUCGAGAGAUUGGGCAGAUAGUUCGUAGUUUGGCAAAUAGGCAUACCGGCGGUCGCCUUCUUAUUGUCCAAGAAGGUGGAUAUAAUGUUACAUAUUCAGCUUAUUGUCUUCAUGCAAUGCUUGAAGGUGCGCUCAACCUUUCAAGUCCACUAUUAUCUGAUCCCAUCGCUUAUUACCCAGAGGAUGAGGCCUUUUCUGUAAAAGUAAUUGAAUCCAUUAAACAGUACCAACAAGACACUCUACCAUUUUUAAAAGAAGCUUAAUUUGAAGGGUUGCACCCAAAAGAAAGUUCAGAUGGGAGCAUGAUGCAAUAUGUGUAUUCAAGAGAGAGUUGACGGGGAGGGUGUGUGUUAGUUAAGUUUUUUGUUUUUGGACGAAUUUAGUUAGGUUUUUGGAUAAAUAAAGAUUUUUUUGGUGAUUGAAGUGUUAGGGGCAGUGCCCCCCCUAGGACUAAUCUUAGUUUGCCACUCUUUGUAGGAUUCAAAGAUGAUUCCACCAGUAGAAUUGAGGUUCUAUUAUGCUGCUAAUUAUGUAUGUGUGUGUGUGUGUGUUUUGAGGUCCUAGAGACAUAGUACUGUUACUGAAGCUUACACAAUCUUUGUUAUAUGGCAUAGAUCUCCGUAGCAAUUCGUUGUAUUCAGAAUUUUGGACACCUUUGUUCUUCAAAUCAUAAUAUCAUUCACAAAAAAGAGUAGUAAUACCGAAUCCUUUGAUUAA